Molecule: messenger RNA, 700 nt
Organism: Anoplophora glabripennis (Asian longhorned beetle)
Lineage: Eukaryota; Metazoa; Arthropoda; Insecta; Coleoptera; Cerambycidae
Exons: 11
Coding region: 194-700 (168 amino acids)
Source: RefSeq, a predicted model, not a curated record
UAUGCUAGAUAUGUGCUACUACCAUCAUUAUAAAGAAUGAACUGGAAAAUUUUGUUGGCGGGAAUAUCCUGUUGUCCCUACUGUUCUCUUUAUACUGUGACAUAAUAUAUAACAUAUCUUAUAUAUGUAUAAGUAGCACAGUAUAUUUUGACUGUUGAUAUUGGUUGUGUAUAGCUGAGAAUUUUUGUGCAUUAUGAUUUCGUUCGUACAGUCGACAAUGGCGAAAUUAAUAAUGAUUUAUGUUUAUCUGGUGUUAUCAGUGUUCAGUGUUACCAGUCAGUAUGUGCAACCACAGACAAUCAACACACAUGGUAAAGCACUGACACAAACAAUCGACACAAAAGGACAACCUCUGUCACAAACAGUCGCCACAGAAGGAGGAGCAUUGACACAAACAUUCGACACUCAUGGAGGAGCAGUGGAUCAAAUAAUCGAUACAGGAAGAGGAGCAUUGACACAAACAUUCGACACAUAUGGAGGAGCAGUGGAUCAAAAAAUCUAUACAGGAACUGGAGCACUGACACAAACAUUCCGCACAAAUGGAGGACCAGUGACGCAAACAAUCUACACAAAAGAUGAUGGUAAUCUAGAUGAUGCUGAUGUACAUGUUGAUAAUGUACGAGUAGAUGAUGGUAAUGUAGUUGAUGGUGUUGUAGAUGAUGAUGAUGUAAAUGAUGGUGAUGCAGAUGGUCCACUCUGA